Messenger RNA from Girardinichthys multiradiatus, 6187 nucleotides. It is a transcript of the gene leng8, whose product is annotated as leukocyte receptor cluster (LRC) member 8. The record is from RefSeq and is a predicted model, not a curated record. The transcript has 15 exons. Gene Ontology annotation, cellular component: nucleus. Lineage: Eukaryota; Metazoa; Chordata; Actinopteri; Cyprinodontiformes; Goodeidae. The coding region runs from base 317 to 2836 and encodes 839 amino acids.
AGCCAUUUUGUAUCUCUGUAGUCCGCUCAGACGGAGCUAUUUGGCAGCGAAUAAGGAGCUGUUAUAUGAACGUCUAUUUGUUUUCUUUUAAUUUACCGCUUGUCUCAGGGUGUAUUAACGUUUAUUUUCCCUUUUAGGCAACGGUAUUCGCAGUCGACUUAUUGUCCCCACUGUAAUUUACAUUUCAGGUUGGAUUUUAGUCUUAUUUACCUUCUGAGGGAUUUAGAGGAGCUAAGGCUAACGCCGUUGGCCUAGUUUUUCCUGGUAACCAGCUGUACUGUUAGCGCUCUGACGCUAACGGCUAACCUGUAGUGAAAUGGCGGCCAACACGGCUCAGGCAACCCCUACAACCAACUGGUCCUAUGGUCCUGUUGGAGAUGGUCAUGUUCAUGAAAAUCCAGAAUGGGAGAAAGCAAGGCAAGCACUUGCGUCGAUUAAGAAGAAUCAGACUUCUGCAAAGAAUACACAAGAUAACAGAAACACGGCUGAGGCAAGCCAGUUUCAGCCAGCGGUUAGUGACUCGGCUGCUGUUCAGCAGCAGUACUAUCCAUGGUACCAGCAAACUCAGCAGCAUUAUCCUGGAUACACAUACCCCUACAACUACUACUACCCCAUGGGACCUUAUGGAGCUGCAUACCCGCCAAAUCAGUAUGGUGUACCUCCAGGACCAUAUUCAGGAACUCCAAUUUCUAAUGGACAGCCUCCUCCUGUGCCUGGAAUGGAAGACCAGACCCCAAACUACUCCCAACCACAGCCUCCCCCACCUGCUACUCCCCAGCAACCCCAGAGCCCAACCACCUCAGAGAAACCCCCUCCUCCCCCACCCCCACCUAUUCCCCCACCUCCCAAUUCCCAGUAUGCCCCGCCUGCUUCGCAAAAUUCUUACAGUACCAACAGUAGCAUGUCAUACCCACCCAGUGACCGCAACCAAAUGCAAGUGUACAAUCACUCCCAGGGUCGGCCAAGCUAUGGCCAGAGUUUCCAGGCCCCGAACACCUACCAGCCUUCCCAGAAUAAUUCCCAGCAGCAACAGUUGCAGAGUCAGUACGUACUUGGACUGGGCCGGGGAGAGGCAAAUAAAAACCAAAAACAAGGACAGCAACUCUGGCACCGCAUGAAACAGGCACCAGGGACAGCUACUGUUAAAUUUAAUAUUUCCAAGAGGCCCUAUCAGGUUCAGUGUUCCCCAGUGUCCAGUCAGGCUUUCCAACAAGGUGAACAGUCCACUGGGUUAAAUCAGACACCUUCCUCACCAGUUACUGCCAGCACUGCUCCUGGAGCUGCACAGACACGACCCCAGGAUUGGCCCCAAGCGAUGAAAGAGUACGUGCAACGUUGUUUUACUGCCUGCGAAACCGAGGAAGACAAGGAUCGUACAGAGAAGGUGUUAAAGGAAGUCCUCCAGGAGCGACUGAAGGAUGGUUCCGCCUACACAAUUGACUGGACCCACGAGCCGUUACCAGAAUUAAAGGUCAAGCAGUCUCGUUGGGAAGCUGUUCCACCCCAGAGAACAUCAGAUCAUUCCAUGAUUCGUGGAGGAAGUACAGUAGGGGCUGUUUCAAGGGGCAGAGGAAUUGGCCACAGGCUGGGUAACUACAGGAACAUUUUUUCUCAAAGAAGCCCAUCAUCUAGUUCAUCGCAGUCCUCCCGCUCACCAUCACCCUCACACAGCCGACACAGAGAUCGAAGCAGCCAAAGGCACAGACGCAGUGAUUCUGGCUCACAGUCAGAUAGCAGCAUAGCCAGUGACCUACAGCCUCAGCUGUCAAGACGAGGACAGAAAGGAGGACGUGGUCGUGGCAAUGACAGGGAGAGAGGACGUGGAGAGAGAGGCCGAGGAAGAGGAGGAAAGUCCAACAGAGGAAGACGAAACAUGGACGAUUCCAAUUCUACUGUUGGAAAAAAGAGGAAAGGGGGUAGCGCUGGUAUGGAUUUCCAUGACCCAAACAGGGAAGCUAAGAAGCAAAGCAGGGCAGCUCGUUUCCAUAAGCAACUUCGCUCUGAGCCUCUGGUUCUCUCCAUCAAUUCCCUGGAUCUACCUGAUGGGACCCAGGAAGGCCUUAGCUGGGAGGACUGUCCCAUUGUGGGCUCAUGUCAGGACAUCACAAAGUCCUACCUGAGGCUGACCUGUGCCCCAGACCCCUCCACUGUCCGCCCUGUCCAGGUGCUUAGAAAGUCCUUGCAGACUGUGAAGGCCCACUGGAAAUCUAACCAGGACUAUGCCUAUGCAUGUGAGCAGAUGAAAUCCAUACGACAGGACCUCACGGUCCAAGGAAUUCGAACAGACUUCACAGUGGAAGUGUACGAGUGUCACGCACGCAUUGCCCUUGAAAAAGGAGACCAUGAGGAGUUCAACCAGUGCCAGACUCAACUCAAGGCCUUGUACAAGGACAAUCCCUCAGAGAACAUUGGAGAGUUUACAGCUUAUAGACUGCUGUAUUACAUCUUUACUAAAAACUCUGGAGAUCAGAUCACUGAGUUGGUGUACUUGACCCCGGCCCUGAGGGCAGAUGAGUGUGUGGCUCAUGCUCUUGCACUCCGUGCUGCCUGGGCGCUGGGGAACUACCGUCGUUUCUUUAAACUCUACCAGGAAGCCCCACGCAUGGCUUCAUAUCUCAUUGACAAGUUUGUAGACAGAGAAAGAAAACUUGCACUUCGGGCCAUAGUCAAAACAUUCAGACCCGAUCUUCCUGUACAAUAUGUGCAGAAAACUCUGGGCUUUCCAUGUUUAGACUCCUGUAUGGCCUUUUUAACUGGUCUAGGUGUUUCAUUUGCCCUUUCUGACCCCCAAAAGAUAGACUGCAAAGCCAGCACAGCCUCUUUGGCUGCUUCUUGAGGGGAAGGGUGGUGGUGGGGUGACCUUGCUAAGGGAGACGUAGAGGGAUCAUCAUGGAUCCUUACUUUCAUUGCACUGCCCUUCAGACACCUCAGAUAGUGUAGUAGCUGGCAGUAAAAUCCAUAUAGAUACGCACUAGUACACUCAGUCUUUAGACCUCAAAUCAAGAGAUGAUCUUGUCUUACACAGAGAAAACAACUGAUUAAUAAUCAGAACGUCUAAUCACACUUAAGUGGUUGAACAAGGGGGAACAGCUUACCAGUGGGAUCAAAUAAUCUCAGCACUGAGCAUUCACAUGUAGAUCAGGGAGAUCACCCUCAUGGAUCCUUUCCCUCACCCCUCACAGAUUUUAGUGCUAACAGUGUUGUUAUGUUUUUCCUUCAAGUCAACAGCUUAAAGACCCGAAGAUUCAAGUCUCAAACGGCUCCUCAUCAAGUCGUUCUCCGGGCUCUCAAGCCUGCAGGAUCGCAUCGGUGCGACCGGUUACUCUUAAAGACUGUGAGAAGGUGGUGCUUGUUUCCCCGUAGGAAAAAGUGGUGGUUUGUAUGUCCCGUCAAGCAUUCGGUCAGCCCGUGGAGUCUGCCUGAAAGAGAUGGACUGAGGUGUGAAUCACUGUUCCUGAUCCAGCAGUAUUCUUCCACUGAUUGGUUCUGAAAUGCCAGCACUGCGAAGAAGUCCCGGUUUGAGGAGCACUGACUUUCUAUAAGUGUUCAUCCAGAUUAAAGCCCGUUUCAAGAAGCGGAUCCACCUAUGGGAUGAGGUUCUGCUUCCGUCAGCUUCAGGUAAAGGUUCCUGCCAGCGUCCAGAAUCCUACACGUCUCAGUUCUGCCGGACCGCAGUAAUGAGGCCUUUCUACAUUCAUCGGGACCUUUAGCAGCCAUUGUACACAAACCCCACUAUGGAGAAUCUGCACCCAAGGGUGACCUCGAAGGCGUGCCGACUGGUUUGUAUGCUACAGUGUCUGCAACGCUGGUAAGAAAGAAGAACUUCUGGAAGGAGAUGGAUGGUGGCACAGCUGAGGGGUCUUCGCUCUUCGGUGCUGAUUUGUUUUCUUGUUUUGGACAACAGUAUUGGCUUUUCUUUCACAGAAUGGCAAAAGAAUUAUGAAAUGUAUCAGGGUUUAAGGGAAAUUUACAGGUAGAUUUUUGCACCGUUAGGCUCCUAAAAAUGUAGCAAUGUCAAAAAAGGUAGAUCUGCUGAUAUUGCUGGAUGUUUUUGCAGCACAUGUGCACUCUUUCUGAAAGUAAUUGGCAAAACAAGUUUUAAACAGACAGUAAUUUAAUAGAGGGUUCAGUGAGAUGAGUGCAGAUCAGUGCUUUUACCAAUUCUCAUUUUGUAAAAUAAGUUUGUAAAAUAAAAGUUGCAAUUGUUUAAAGAACAGAAACUUGGACUGUAAACAGAAGAGCUGUCUAAUUGGAGGGUUUUCACAUUGUCAUGAAUUGUUCAGCAAUAUUGAAGUUUUAGACUUUUUACCAGCCAGAAUACAACUAGUUAGUCGAUUGAAGCUCUAAUUGGGUAAAACCUUUCAUAGAUCAUCAUUGUAGUAAAUGGCCCCAAAGCCAUACCAACAGAUGUUUUUCUGCUGCUUGUCACAUUAUUCUGAAGAUCAUCUUACCUGUUCUUGCUGCCAUUUAAACCCCAGGUUGAUAUUGUUCUCCUCAUUGGGAAACUAGCUCAGCGGUAUUGAUUAUUGAAUGAUCAGGGCAGAUGUUGACCUCAGUGUAUUAGGCUUGUAUUCGAUUACAGCAGGAGUAGAGGAAGACUUGUUGUACAAGCUGAUUAACAGAAAUAUUGUAAAUAUUCUAUCAUAUUUGAAUUUUCUUUUCUUUUUCAUUUUAAUGGUGCAUACCUUUUGUUGUUUACACCUGGGUAAGUUUGAGAUUUCCUUUAUGAAAAGGGGUUCUGCAACAUGAUUUCAGAUGUUUAAGGGUUGAUUGGCCUGCUUGUUAUGGCGAUUUUUACUGUGGCUGUAGUGGAUUAGAGAAGCCGCAGCAGUUUCAUCAAGCUGAGACUCUACAAUGUGUGAGAAAAUGUGACUCAGAACUUCUUCAGUGUGUUAAAGCUUUCACAACAGAUUAACAAGUGGAGAGACUGUUCUUCAGAUCAUUUUUUAUUGCUAUUUUUGACAAUGAUUUCAACUUGUCUUUUCUUUCCCCCUUCAUUCACCCUGUCCUCUACCCUCCCCUCCUCCCUCCCCCCACUCCCCCAAACCUUCCCACACACCAGCACACCUCUCGUUCUUCAGCUCGUAGCACUGCUGCAUUGCAAGAGCACACGAAGUGAAAAAGUGGGUGAACCUCCUCCUGAAGGCUGCCGGAGAGAGUGAAGUUGUGAGGAAGUCCUGAUUUGACCUGCUCACACUGCAGCCAUGCAGCUGGUUAAAAACACAGGAGCCUCUCACAAUGAAAUGUAUAAACAUGCCCUGCUGCUAAUGUGAUUUUGCUGCUAAUCCAAAUAUUUAUGAUGUUUAAGUUUUAAAAUCGUUGAUUUGUUAAUGACCCUGUGAUGAUUUCUGUUUGUCCAGGUGCAUUUGCUCUGCUUGCCUAAUCUGUAUGCAGUUGCUGGUUCGAUUUUUCUUUUUUUCUCGUUUAUAAGAUUAACAAACUUGGGUUUGAAGUUUUAGAUUUCUCCCUCAUCAAAAAUGUGUCUGGACAUGCAGAACUUUCUUUUUCUUAGCCAUAUAUGACGUUUUUCUAGUCUACAGUGUUUGUGAAAUGUGCUCAUAGGAUAAGAAACGACUUUCAUAUGUAAUAAGGUUGAUCUUUGAUGUAAAGUUUCCACACAGGUUUAAGUUGUGCUCAUCCAAGACAAUUCACCCCUAGAUGACUAACUGAACACACUUUCACUUAUUUAUUUUUUUUUCCAGUAAGUCAUGUUCAUGUUUUCAUUUUUUUUGCCCCUGUUACUGUAUUCUGUCUUUGAAACUCCUUUCUUGAUCCUUGACACUAAGUCCUCCUUUCUCUUUGCUUUUUUUAAUUUCUGGCUUUUUCUUUUCAGCUAGUCUGUUUAGAUUUAUUUUUUCCUCACCUUUUCUCUUUCUUCUCACCCUCUGCAUGAAACUCUCCUUACCGAACAUCUAACCAGGAUUUCUCUUUUCAUUCUCCUCUUUUUUUUAUGUCAAAUUUGUUUGUGAGCAUUUGCUGUGUGCAACUUGUCACCCUGACUAGUAAGUAUUGUAUUACAUCUGCAGUGCUUUAAUAGUUUAUGUUGCACCACACUAACAAGCUGAAGUUUUAUCUGCAAAGACCCUCUCCCCAUUUUUUUCACUUCUAUACAGAUCUGAGAUCGCUGCCAUUUUGUACAUAUUGUGUAAAUACUUUUUGAAAUAAUAAAAUUCAACAAUAAACAGCA